This is a messenger RNA of Perognathus longimembris pacificus (Pacific pocket mouse), 1210 nucleotides long. Its product is annotated as NADH dehydrogenase [ubiquinone] 1 alpha subcomplex assembly factor 4-like. The record is from RefSeq and is a predicted model, not a curated record. The coding region runs from base 16 to 594 and encodes 192 amino acids. NCBI's taxonomy places the organism in Eukaryota, Metazoa, Chordata, Mammalia, Rodentia, Heteromyidae. Gene Ontology annotation, biological process: mitochondrial respiratory chain complex I assembly. Gene Ontology annotation, cellular component: mitochondrion. The transcript has a single exon.
ACGUGCACAUGCUCCAUGCGCCCCAAGGUCACCCACGCUGGCCCGCCGCAAGCCCCGUGGGGAUCAUGCUCUGAAGAGAUGGGGGCUUCGGUGUUCCGCGCCAUCAGGAAUUUCAAACUGGAGAACCGAGUGGAACAGGAGAUCAGCAAGAGGAAGCCCUCCACGGUUCCCAAGCACCCUUCUACCAAGAAGCUCCUGCUGGAGCAGAUGAACCAUCAUCCUGAAAUGGAGGGAGAAGUUACUAAAAAAGAUAGCAAGCUGCUGUCACUUUUAAAAGAUGUAUAUGUUGAUUCCAGAGAUCCCGUGCCUUCAUUGAAGGUAAAAGUUCAACCAAAGCCAUUGCCAAAGGAGUUGAGAAUGCCAAAAGACCAUCACUCGGAAAUGAAUGUCACCGGCAUUCCUAAAGGCAAAAUUUCCAUUAUAGAGGCACCUACGCUUUUCAAUAAUCAUAAACUUUACACAGAAACUUGGACUGCUGAGAAAAUAGCACAAGAAUACUACUUGGAACUGAAUGAUGUAAAUUCUCUACUCAAAUAUUUUGUUACUUUUGAAGUUUUCUCACCUGAAGACAAGAAAGCACUACAAUCAAAAUGAAGAACAGCACAAAAUGACUUUUCCUAGCUCUGUGCUCUGCUUAUUUCCUCCUGUUUAGCAUACUAAAUUACACCACUCACUUUGUGUCUCAUGCUCCCCCAGUCUGAGAACACACUAUUUAUUGAGUUCAGAGUUUCUAGGGUUAUUUCAUAGGAUAUAUUUUGUUAUAAAUGUUAACUUGAUUUAUGUACUGAUCCUGCGUAUACAUUAGCAUGGCUAAUCAGCACACCUAUAAAGUUAUUGUAAAUUAAAGAUAAUUUUUCAUCUGAGGAGUAUUGUAUCAGAUCAGGUAGCCAGAAUUCUACACUUAAAACUCAAGCAUCUUCUUCCACUGAAGAUGAUUAAUUUUUUGUUGUGAAAUUUGAAAGUAAGAGCUCUCUUGACUCCUGUACAGACAUAAUGGUUUUUUGUUAGAGAAAGAUACCUUCAAUGGUGAGAUAGAAAAAUAUAGUUUCCCAGAUAAAGACAAUGAGGAGACUGGACAGAAAAUACAUUUUUUAUUACUACUUGGGAAUCAGAAUUAACAGAAAUAAUUUACUUUGAGUUGGUAAUGAGUAUGGAAUAACAUUAUAAAGUUAAGGUGGUUCUUAUAAAAUGAAAGCAAUCCCUGCUUUGA